UUGAGAAGAUUUAAUGUUUUUGUGAUAGACCCGGUGAAGGUUGUUUUUUUUUAACGGUGCUGUUUCGAUUCGUGGGAUCAGCGGCCUCCAUUUUAACUUCCACACCGAGCUGCGCCUCACGUGUCCCGGGCUGUCUCUCUCACAUGACCCGAGUGUUUGUUCCCGUGAUCAGCAGCGCUUCCAUCUCCGUCUGUGACACUCAAUAUCACUUUUUAUUGUAACCCUGAUGGAUAUGCUUGAACAGAGUCUGGACAGCUCAAGGCAAGAAAAGCAAGAAGAGGAGGCUGUCCAGGUAUCUGAAGGAGACGAACACACAGCUGUUGCAGUAGCCAGUGUUCAGCCGACUUCAUUUGGUGACCAUAAUAUACAGUAUCAGUUCCGGUCUGAGGGAGGGCAGCAGGUAAAUUACCGUGUUGUCUCAGUUGACUGACCAGCAGCUGAAGGAAGAGAUGAUGGGGGAGGAGCAGUGAGUGUCGUCUCUACAGCUGCCUUCACUGGAACGCCACACGCUGUGCCACAGGCUGUGAUCCAAAACCCUUUCAGUAAUGGAGGAAGCCCAGCGGGGGAAUCUGUGGGAGGCGAGACACGCUUUGCUUACUUCCCCACAACCACUGUGAGUGACGGAGCUGUGUCUGUGCAAGCCUCCGCAGACCCCACACUCACACAGGCGGGGGGUCAGUUUUAUGUGAUGAUGACCCCUCCUGAUGUCAUUCAGACAGGCACACCACGAACCAUUGCACCACGCACACAGGCUUAUCCUACAGAUGAAAACAAGAUGCUGCAACAAGACGUUCUAAACUGGAAAAUGGAUGGACCUCGCACACCAAGAGACGAGAGGCGAAGAGCGCAACAUAAUGAAGUUGAGAGGCGGCGAAGAGACAAGAUUAACAACUGGAUUGUCACUCUGUCUAAAAUCAUCCCAGACUGCAGUAUAGACAGCACCAAGACUGGAGCGAGUAAGGGAGGGAUUUUAUCCAAAGCAUGCGACUACAUCCACGAGCUGAGGCAAAGCAACCAGCGGCUGCAGGAAAGCCUGAAGGAAGUGGAGAGGAUACAAGUGGACAAUGAAUUAUGCAGGCAGCAGAUUGAAGAACUGAAGAAUGAGAACGCUUUGCUCCGGGCGCAGCUACAGCAGCACGGCAUUGAAAUGGUUGGAGAAAACACCGCCGCAGUGAAAAAGAGAGAGCGAGAGUGAGCAGAGGAGGGGGAGGAGGAGCGCCACCACGCAAUACACCUUACAGGCACGGCGUCAAAGAAUUCAAGAGGAGAAUGGACGAGUGAAGAAUUUUCUUUUAGAGAAUGGGUCCUUCCUUGGGUUUGCAGGCCGUGAACCCUUCCAGCAGCCAGCCGUGGCUGAUUAUGACUGUUCUAGUUUCUUUUGAGAUAAAUACCUUUUAAUGUCUUCAGAGGAAAUAAUGGGGGGGGAGGAGAAGCCCUUCCACCUUCAGAGCACAACGUCUGCUGAACUCCAUCACCAGUUUUGUAUUGAUGUAGCUCACUCAUGGACUGUUUGUCACCGUGUUCCCUGUCAGCAUAAUCCCUAUUAUUCAUUUGAAGGA
Messenger RNA from Thalassophryne amazonica, 1559 nucleotides. RefSeq names its product upstream stimulatory factor 2. Gene Ontology annotation, molecular function: protein dimerization activity; RNA polymerase II cis-regulatory region sequence-specific DNA binding; DNA-binding transcription factor activity, RNA polymerase II-specific. Lineage: Eukaryota; Metazoa; Chordata; Actinopteri; Batrachoidiformes; Batrachoididae. The transcript has 11 exons. Gene Ontology annotation, biological process: regulation of transcription by RNA polymerase II. The record is from RefSeq and is a predicted model, not a curated record.